CGGGAAUAUUGUCAUUUUGUUACUUCUCCAAGUAUAGCCUGGAUGCAUGGUUUAAUUCGAACACCUCUGAAAGCAGUGGGACUUCAAGUAAAAGCAUCUUGAGACCAAGGCAGUAUACAGAAUCUGGAAGAUAAAUAGGAGCUCCCUCCCCUUCAGUCUUCCCUUCUCAUCCAGCACAUCCUCACUUGCACCAUCCAGAUAACCACUUCAACCACUAUUACUCCCAUCACCACACAACCCCAGCAAUCCGACAUGCGUCUCACCAGCAUCGCACUCCUCUUCGCCGCCACGGCAAUUGCCAAAGAGCUCCCCGGCAGUCUCUGGGACUGGGAAAUCUACGGCUUCAACCGUACAUGCCCAACAGACCUCGAGAGUAAGGAAUUUUACGAUCAUCAUCGUGACAAUGCUGUCAACUAUGGCGACAAGGACAAGUCCCUAAACUGUGAGGCGUGGCUCCCCCCCGCUGACUGGGAUUACGACAACCACUUGCUCGUGAUGAGAGGGUUUGAGGGGAAUGACUUGGAGCUGGAGAUCUACGGACAUGGGGGCUGUGAGAAGGACACUCAGAUCAAUAAGAUCUAUACAGAUGGUUGCACUGUUGUCCCUUCGGAUACGCCUCUAGAGUGGUAUAGCGUUCGCAAGAGGACUUAGAGGGAUUCGAAGAGCUCUUAGCGCGUUAAUGGGGGGGGGUGUUCAAUCAGUUUGAGGACUUAUAGCUAUCACAUAUACUUUGAGUCUUUCUACAAUUUUACAAUCAUAGUCAAGUGUUCUG
Aspergillus candidus is the source of this 772-nucleotide messenger RNA. RefSeq lists its product as uncharacterized. The transcript is spliced from 3 exons. The record is from RefSeq and is a predicted model, not a curated record. Bases 253 to 651 code for a protein of 132 amino acids. NCBI's taxonomy places the organism in Eukaryota, Fungi, Ascomycota, Eurotiomycetes, Eurotiales, Aspergillaceae.